UAAUAUCACGGCAGCUCUGGUCAAAAGGUAAUCGAUAUUGAAAACUUGAAUCGUCGCCGCUCAUCUCUUUCUUUCGUGUAUUGCACGUUGCAAAGUGUAGACAUGGCAACAAAGGUGUCUCGUGACACGCUCCUUGAGGGCGUCAAUGGAGUUCUUGAGCAUUCGUUAAAGAAGAAGCGCAACUUUCUGGAGACGGUGGAGCUUCAAAUUGGUCUGAAGAACUACGAUCCCCAAAAGGACAAGCGUUUCUCUGGCACUGUUAAAUUGAAGCACAUCCCACGUCCCAAGAUGAAGGUGUGCAUUCUGGGCGAUCAGCAGCAUUGCGAUGAAGCCAAGGCUAACGGCGUUGAGUUCAUGGAUGCUGAGGCACUCAAGAAGCUGAACAAGAACAAGAAGCUGGUGAAGAAACUGGCCAAGUCCUAUGAUGCUUUCCUUGCCUCCGAGUCGCUGAUCAAGCAGAUUCCCCGUCUCUUGGGUCCCGGCCUCAACAAGGCUGGCAAGUUCCCUGCCCUGCUGUCUCAUCAGGAAUCAAUGAUGGCCAAGAUCGAGGAGGUCAAGUCCACCAUCAAAUUCCAGAUGAAGAAGGUGCUGUGUCUGUCCGUCGCCGUUGGACACGUGGGCAUGAAGCAGGAUGAGCUCACCCAGAACGUUAGCUUGUCGAUCAAUUUCUUGGUCUCGCUGCUCAAGAAGAACUGGCAGAACGUGCGCUCCCUGCACAUCAAGUCCUCCAUGGGCCCACCCCAGCGUCUAUACUAAUUUUUUGUAAAGCCAAUA
Drosophila navojoa is the source of this 774-nucleotide messenger RNA. RefSeq names its product ribosomal protein L10Ab (gene RpL10Ab). Gene Ontology annotation, cellular component: large ribosomal subunit. Gene Ontology annotation, molecular function: RNA binding; structural constituent of ribosome. Gene Ontology annotation, biological process: translation. NCBI's taxonomy places the organism in Eukaryota, Metazoa, Arthropoda, Insecta, Diptera, Drosophilidae. The record is from RefSeq and is a predicted model, not a curated record.